Grus americana (Whooping crane) is the source of this 3502-nucleotide messenger RNA. It is a transcript of the gene CNIH3, whose product is annotated as cornichon family AMPA receptor auxiliary protein 3. The transcript is spliced from 6 exons. Lineage: Eukaryota; Metazoa; Chordata; Aves; Gruiformes; Gruidae. Gene Ontology annotation, cellular component: synapse; dendrite. Bases 292 to 774 code for a protein of 160 amino acids. The record is from RefSeq and is a predicted model, not a curated record. Gene Ontology annotation, biological process: regulation of AMPA receptor activity; vesicle-mediated transport.
GCAGGGAGGGGAGAGCGGCGGCGGUCGAGGGGCCGGGCCGGGAACUCCAGACGCUGACGGCGCUGCGGGGGGUCGGGACGGGCUCGGCGGAGUGAGAGGAGCGGCUGUGAGGGGCGCGGCGGCCGCUUGGCCCCGCUGACUGCCCGUCCCGGCUCUAUCUGUGUGACAGUCCCCGCCGUCGUCAGGGCGCCCGGUCACUUCGCCGUUCUCCCCGCUGGGAUUUCGCGGGUCGCUCUUCUCCCGGUCGCCCACCGGGACUAGGCGGGGGGCGCGGGGGGGUCUCUCCCCGCCAUGGCCUUCACCUUCGCCGCCUUCUGCUACAUGCUGUCGCUGGUCCUCUGCGCCGCCCUCAUCUUCUUCGCCAUCUGGCAUAUAAUCGCCUUUGACGAACUUCGGACAGACUUCAAAAGCCCAAUAGAUCAGUGCAACCCAGUCCAUGCAAGAGAGCGGCUGAGAAAUAUUGAGCGUAUUUGCUUUCUCCUGCGAAAGCUGGUGUUGCCGGAGUACUCUAUCCAUAGUCUUUUCUGCAUAAUGUUUUUGUGCUCUCAAGAGUGGCUCACACUGGGGUUAAAUGUUCCUUUGCUUUUUUAUCACUUUUGGAGGUAUUUUCGUUGCCCAGCAGAUAGUUCAGAGCUAGCGUAUGAUCCACCUGCUGUCAUGAAUGCAGAUACCUUGAGUUACUGUCAAAAGGAGGCCUGGUGUAAGCUAGCUUUCUAUCUCCUUUCCUUCUUCUACUACCUGUACUGCAUGAUCUACACUUUGGUGAGCUCUUAACUGAAAGAUCAUCAUUAAAGACUGAAAACAACAAAGGCUGGAGGUGCAAGGACAAGUAAGCCAAGUGAUGCAUGAUUAAAAAAAAAAAAAGCAAAGAGAGGAAAACUUUGAACCCAAGAAGUAAAUAGAGUACAUGAAAAAGAGACCCAGCAAGAAGCAGCAGAAUACCAUGAAUGACUGAGUUAACUGUGUUUAUCUCCUGUUUCUCAAUGUGUUGCAGUAAAUGACUUUCAAAACCCAAACAAAACAAAAAAAAAAUGCAACAAGGUGGGCCAAGUUACAUAACUAUUCAUCUCUCCUGGGAUAAUGCUGCUCGGCUUAGUGGAUUCAUUAUAAACUAUAGUCCCUACUGUCUUCCAGGGAGCAAAGUUUCUUUUCUUAAUGACUGUUCUGAACCGAGGAAGCAGAGGGCAAGAUCAUCUUACACAGAAAGAACAGCUAUACAACACAUUCUGAAAAUGAGCACCAACUGGAGUUCAGAUAAGAUGUGUGACUGUUCUGCAGGGAUGUUCACAUGACGCUAAUCAAACAGGGAUGUUGGAUCUUGUGGACUUGCUUCGCAAUUUUUCUUUCCACCCAUAACAACAGUAACAAAAGAAUUUGCAAUGGCAGUGUUCUGUUUUCUAAUGAUCUGCUAUUCCUGUCAGCGAACAUCCAGUAUACUUCUGUACUUCAUUUGUAAUGCACCAAUAACAUAGUGAUAUGGAUAAAUACAUUGGAUUUGACCUAAUCAUGCCUAGCACUUAUCAGAAUAGUGUUCCUCUGACUGCAAGAAAAAAAAAAAGGUAAAAUCUACAUAUAUUAAGGACGAUUGUAACAUAGGUAUUAUAUUCAUCACAAUGCUGGAUAACAAAAUACUGGACGAGCUAAUUGUGGUCUGUAGUUCUGUUUUGCAGCUUUAUUUCUGCUGUCAAAUUUAAGCUGAAACAAAUAUACAAAAUGGUUUUGUCUUGUAUGAGGUUUGUCUUGAAAGAUGUUCAGGUUUUUAUAAUUUAAAAGUUUUUAAAUUUUAUCAUAUAAUUCUGAUUUAAAUUCAUAUAUAUGGGCUGUAUAUCUUAUAUAUAUAUGCAUAUACAAAUACACAUCUACAUAAAUACUCACAAUCUAUGUAUAUUUUAGGUUAAUCUGUUUGAUUGACAGGUCAGAGGCAUCAAGUGUCCAGAACUACUGCUAAAUAUAUUUCGGCACUGAACCUAGUGGAACAGGGCUGGUUCCCUCAAAGUCACUAAGGUAUUUCAAUGCAGCCACUGGUGCUCUGGAUAUUAGUCGAGCCUGUAAGAUCAAGAUCAACACCAUGCAUGCAUAAAGACCACUUGGAUCUCACAUUGUGAGUGAGCUAAUAAGGUAUGUUGCUACCAGAGAUGCUGCAGAGAACAAUGCAGAGAGGCCCAUCUGUACCCCAGCUUGGAUACAGUUGGUCUUGUUAGCACUCGCUCAUUGUUGACCCUGCCAAAUUUGGUCUGGCUAUUGAGAGCCAAUAGAUUGUUCCUGUACCAAACCCUGAGGACUUUUCAGUCUGGGCACAGGACUUCAGCAGGAGAGAUGCAGUCUCACACUCAGCACUGCCUCUGUGCUAGCACACCCUGUUUCAGAGCAUGGUGCAGAAGCAAUGGCUGAAUGGAGUUGUCUCAUGUCUGGCAAGGUCCAAACUGAACUGGAGUUACUGCAUGUGUACAGUGCCAAGACUUUCUGGUUUGAUCUGGCUGUGGUAACAAAAUUAAAUCCUGUUAGCCUGCAAAGCACAGUUGCUGCAUGCAAACUGUGUGCUCCUGGACCAUGCCAAGUCCCAAAUCAUGCUUGGGCAUUGCUUAGAAGAGUGCUAGCUGGCCUGCACAAAAAUUAUACCAGGGAUCAUUCUAACAAUAUUUAGAUGAGCAGGUUGUUCCGAGUGCUGACAUUCUUUAAUUUACAAGUACGGACAUAGCCAGUAGGUCUUACUGCAUGUAAUUUAGCUUCUUACAACAUAGCAUUCCCAGUUCUGGAAGCACACAAGAAGGCUGCCAAAUCAGGUUACUUGGGAAGCUAAUUUGGGCUCUGAUGGUUCAUUAGUUUGGAUUGCACACAUUACAGAAGAGGCUGAACUGCUCUUGAAAUCACAGUGACCCUGCAAGCAAUAUAGAUAUAUUCACUUGGAGUGUGCUUGAGCUAAGAAACUUCGCUGGGUUAUUACAGAGCUAACUGAUAAAGGUCUGCUGCCAUGGUAUAAUUAAUGCACAAACCAUAGAAAGCUGAUGAUUGUAACUGAAUUUCUUCUCUAUAUCCUAACUAAAGCAUCUAGUUCUAUAGAAGUAUAGGAACUAGAUUCACAAGAACAAAUCACAGUGAAUAACUUCUAGGUAUCUUGCUACCUCAUAACACUUUCAACUCUGAGCAGGUGACUGAAUCUUUCCAUGCAUCUCCCAGGAUGCACAGGAGGUGGAAAAAAAUUAAUUCGUGUUUCCUAUAUUCCAGAUACGUUCUUUUAAGUCAGUUUCAUCGAAAGGCCUGGAAUUAUUUUGUGAGGUUGGAUGGGUGAAAGUGUGAUCAUGUCUUGCCUGAAAACACACAGUUUUCAAAUCCUGACCUUUAGGCAUGAGCUAGACUGCUGGCAGGUCAGUUGCUUCUUGGGUAGAGGCUGUGUGAGUUUUUGUAACUGGCAUUGGCAUCUAAUUCUUGACUUUGCAUAAGAGGCACCCAUAUACCUAGGUCUUCUGAAUGUAGCUUCAGGUGACUUCAAGGACAUAAUGCU